Messenger RNA from Arabidopsis arenosa, 1217 nucleotides. The record is from the annotation of a GenBank genome assembly. NCBI's taxonomy places the organism in Eukaryota, Viridiplantae, Streptophyta, Magnoliopsida, Brassicales, Brassicaceae.
CCUCCAGUCUCUGCAUUAGGUUUCAUUUUAGCGGCAGACGAGAGCAAAAGCAAGGAGAAACCCUAACCAUGGCGACUCAAGCAGCUGCUGAAUCUGUGCAAUGUUUCGGAAGGAAGAAGACCGCAGUGGCCGUCACUCACUGCAAACGUGGAUCUGGUUUGAUCAAGCUCAACGGUUCCCCAAUCGAGCUUUUCCAGCCUGAGAUCCUCCGAUUCAAGAUCUUCGAGCCGGUUCUUCUCCUCGGAAAGCACCGUUUCGCAGGUGUCGACAUGAGGAUCCGUGUCAAUGGUGGUGGUCACACUUCUCAGGUUUACGCUAUCCGUCAGAGUAUCGCGAAGGCUCUUGUUGCGUUCUACCAGAAGUAUGUGGAUGAGCAAUCGAAGAAGGAGAUUAAGGAUGUCUUGGUGAGGUAUGAUAGGACUCUGCUUGUGGCGGAUCCGAGAAGGUGUGAGCCAAAGAAGUUUGGUGGUCCUGGUGCUCGUGCUCGUUUCCAGAAGAGUUACCGUUAAACAAAGCUGGUUUGUUUUGUUUUUCAAUUUGGAAUCAUCGUGAGGUUUUUUGGAGUAUGGACUUGUGAGACUCUUUAGAUUUAUAAUUUCAGUUUUAUUAUGCUUGUUGGAUAAUGGUGAUUCUCCAAGAAACUUAUGUUUUGUUAUGUUUACUCGUUUUGUUAUCUUAAAGUUCUUAUUUUUAUUUCAUUGUCUUGUUGGUUUUUACUCAAUAUAUGGUAUUUGCAUAGUCCGAUCAAAGGUUAGGUUAAUCAUUGCUUAUACAAUCUGCAUUUGUGUCUAUAUAUUAGGUCUAGUUUAGUUUAUGAGAAGGCUGUUGUUUGAUGUUGCUUAGCUAUAGACUACAGUGUGAUGAAAUCUCUGUUAAACAAAUGGGCGAAAUGUUAGUCUUUGCUCCUGAGUAGAUCAAUAGAAGUUGUGUUAUGCUUAGCUUGAUGUUGUUUUAAUCUGUAAGCACAGAUAUGCACAGCAUUUGAUCUGAUCUUUUGAUUUCCCAUUGGAUCUAAACUAGCUCUGCUGUUUAUCGUAUCUUAAGUCUUCUCUCUGUCUUGCUUUUGUUGGAUUUCUCAAAAAUUUAUCUUUGCCAUGCAAAUUUGGUUUGUCUGCUGAUUCGACGCAAUCAUUAGCAUCUUACUAUUGAUUAAGGAGAUUAGAAUUGGAAUAACGUCCUGGCUUGGAGGGACUCAUCAAUAAUCACAGAAUUUUUUG